AAGAAAUGCUGGAAUAAGCUUUAUUGAUUUAAAAUGGUUUCCAAAAUAGAAAAAUGGUUACUGUUUAUUUUAUCAUACGAAGCAGCUAUAUUGUGUUUUAUUACUCGGCUUCCGUGCGUUCAUUAUGCUAGCUUUAAAGUUUCUUCUAACCGAUACAUUGUCGGGAAAAUCAAUGAUGAAUUUCAAUCCAUUACAAAAGUGGAUUGUGGUUUAUUAUGCAUCUCAAAUUCAGCGUGUAUAUUAGCUAACUACAACAAUAAAGAAAGUUUAUGUCAAUUAGUUUCUUCUACAGGAACAGAGGAAAUAAGUUUUAAUUGGGAUAUUCUUGAGACAAAUUCAAGCAACGACAGAAAUGUUGGACCAUAUUGCGAACAAGGUUAUUUGUGUUUGAAUACAGAAUGGUGUAGAGACGUAUGCAAAGACAAUAAUGUGCAUCACUACGUUUGCAUAAGUAAUAAAAACGUAGCUCGAUUUGGCAUAGCUUAUCAAUCGUCAACCUACAGCUACCAAACUAGGGCUGCCUUAGCAAUAGAUGGAGACUUUACAUCUAAUUCUUAUUUUCAAACUGACAUGACAGAAGUAAACUGGCUAAAAGUUGAUUUAAAAUAUAUAUACACAAUUACUAGUAUUAAAGUGACAAACACUUUUGGUAAUCAAGAAAGAUUAAUUGGCUAUAAACUGAUGGUUAGCGACAUCGAUAACCUUGUUAGUUACACAGAGGUAGCAACGUUAACAAGCAAAUGGAAACAAACCUAUAAUUGUUCAAAAGCUAUACGCUAUAUUCUUAUAACAAAAGUACCAGCUCAAAAUCAAUAUCUUCAAAUAACAGAAUUGGAGGUCUUUGUAUAAGUUGUCUUAGCUUUUUAAAAAAUAAAAUGUGUGGUGUUUAAAGCGUAUUAAAAAACGAUCAAGCGUUCACAUAUUUAUUAUAUUGGUUAGCGACAGCGAUAACCUUGUUAAUUACACAGAGGUAACAACGUUAACAAGCAAAUGAAAACAAAUCUAUGAUUGUUCAAAAGCCAUACGUUAUGUUAAAAAGCUAUAUGCAAACACGCAUUUAAUGUUAAACAAGUUUAGUUCAUUCAAACCUCUUCAAAACUUUAGGUUUUUCCCAAUUGUUUACAAACUUAGAUUUAAAUUUUUACAAACUUAACAAAUUUAACUUAACAAUUAUUUUGUAAUAAAAACUUUUACAUAGAGAUGUUGCCAAUUAUUUUGUUAACAAAUUUAUAUUUUAAAGAAAAAAGAAGUAUAAUAUCACAAAAUUUUUAUUUAAUGUUAUCGAGGCAACUUUGACCAUGAGGAUUGCUGUUAAUAUCCCGCAAAUAUACAAUCCUGUUGUUGGAACAGAAUAUAAAAGUCCAAGAAUAUUAAAACUCAGCAACAGACUGAUACAAUUGACAGCAGCGUUAAAGAGCUCCUUCAGCGUGUGAGAUUAGAUAGAACCAAUACUCUUAACACGAGGAAGAAAAGGAAAAAAAAGCUCUCUCAAAAAAGUGUUAGAAGUGAAAGCUUUCUAAACAUUGAUAAAAAAGAUCCUGCAAACUAUGUGAGUAGAAGCAGGGGGUUAUUUGCAUUCUUUUGUUUUUUGAAGAAAGGUAACAAAAGUAUCAUAAACUGAUAGAAGCUCUACAGAACUGGGUUUUGGGUUAUAACUUGAAAUUUUUACUUAUGUUGGAUGAAAAAAAAUUUAAUUUACAUU
Molecule: messenger RNA, 1702 nt
Organism: Hydra vulgaris (swiftwater hydra)
Lineage: Eukaryota; Metazoa; Cnidaria; Hydrozoa; Anthoathecata; Hydridae
Source: RefSeq, a predicted model, not a curated record